Messenger RNA from Gadus chalcogrammus (walleye pollock), 1983 nucleotides. RefSeq names its product beta-1,4-galactosyltransferase 1-like. The record is from RefSeq and is a predicted model, not a curated record. The transcript has 2 exons. Gene Ontology annotation, molecular function: cytoskeletal protein binding; beta-N-acetylglucosaminylglycopeptide beta-1,4-galactosyltransferase activity. Lineage: Eukaryota; Metazoa; Chordata; Actinopteri; Gadiformes; Gadidae. Gene Ontology annotation, biological process: carbohydrate metabolic process; protein N-linked glycosylation. The coding region runs from base 435 to 1445 and encodes 336 amino acids.
CGUGGUUUGGGACAAUAAAACUACGUAUUGGUAUCUUUAUCGCAAAGUAUGAGUAUGAAUCACAGUAUGAACACUAACAAUGACAUUUGGCAAUUUAUAUAUUGGUUUCUUUUGAAAAGCCGCACCUGUUGUUUCCAGAGGCGAAAGCCAUGAUGUGAACUAUUCAUCAAAAAGUGAAAUAUUUCGCUUGCGAUCUUUUACAUUCACACCCCACUUACAUUCACACCCCACACCCCACGCCUGAAGGUAUGUCAAACCGUUGCAACCAAUUGUUAAGAGAGUUGAAAACCUGUCCUGUGACUCUUUGCUGUGCGCGUCUGGCAUAUGCCAAGUGAUCAGGAGGACAGGAAGCUGACUGGCGUGAUAGUUGUCUCCUUUCCUCUUUCGCUUUAUUUUUAUUUUUAUUUAGAUGUCUCAUUUAUUUUCGCGCAAAGAUGAACAGACUUUUAAGGAUCUUCCUCAUCGUCGUGUUGUUGGCUGUGUCGUUUAUGCUUGCAGUUUGGCUAAAUAACGAUCACUCCUAUACACAUGACCACCGAUAUGGUGAACUAAGCCUUACGGCAGGUAUGAUACCUGAAGAACAGAAAGAGUCAAUUGUCUCGAGGUUCAACGGCAGCUCUCCAUUGCCUCCUUGUCCCCCUACACCUCCCCGGCUGGAGGGUCCACUCAGGAUAGAGUUCGAGUGGAGCCGGUCAAUGAGCGAUGUACGGAAAGCGAGUCGUGAAAAUCUUCAGGAGGGAGGUCGAUUCAAGCCACUGGAUUGCAUCUCUCAGCAUAAGGUGGCCGUCAUCAUCCCCUACCGCAACCGCAAGGACCACCUGAAGCACUGGCUCUACUACCUGCACCCCAUCCUCAAGCGGCAGCAGGUGGACUACGGCGUGUACGUCAUCAACCAGCACGGCGAGGGCACCUUCAACCGCGCCAAGCUGCUCAACGUGGGCUACGUGGAGUCCCUCAAGGAGUACGCCUACGACUGCUUCGUCUUCUCCGACGUGGACCUGGUGCCCAUGGACGACCGCAACCUGUACCGUUGCCACGGCGAGCCCCGGCACAUGGCGGCGGCCAUGGACAAGUUCGGCUUCAAGAUGCCUUACAAAAACUACUUUGGCGGCGUGGUGGCCCUCAGCAGGGAGCAGUACAUGCGCAUCAACGGCUUCCCCAAUAACUACUGGGGCUGGGGCGCCGAGGAUGACGACAUGCACAACCGCAUCACCCUCAAGGGCAUGGCGGUGUCCCGGCCCGACUCCAGGGUGGGCAUGUACAAGAUGGUGAGGCACCUAAGGGACACCCACAACGAGGUGAACCCGCAAAACCCGGGCCAGCUGACUAACACGGCGAGGACCAUGGACACUGACGGGAUCAACUCCCUGAUUUACUCCCUUAUCAAGAUCGAGAAGGAUGAGUUGUACACGAUGAUCGACGUGGACAUCCAUGCGCCGAAUUGAGGGUGGGUGGGUGUAGGGUGUGUGUGUGAGUGUGUGUGUGUGCACGUGCAUGCGUGUGUAUGUGUGUGCGCACUAUGGACACUGAGCUGCUGUAGUUUGGAUGAGACGAAGCCAUUGCAAGCCGGAACUUUAUUUAUUUUUGGGAUCUCUGGGUCUUCCUCGUUGGCCGGCAUUUUGUGUCGUCGUGUUUUUUUACAGAUCGGCGUAACAGCUCAAGAGAGAAAAAAAAGUCAAUUGUCAAAUUGUUGCGGAGAAAUUUUCCCUUUUUCACUAAGGUUUUUGCAUGAAGGGAUAUGUCAACUGGCACAUACGCCAUAAGCCAACUUAUGGCAAGCAGGUCAAGAUAACCCUCAGCCCCUCACAACAACAUUCCAUGAAAGGCCUUCUUCAUCGCUGACUUCUAGGUCAUGAAAGUCAACAUUUGAAUCCAUCUUGAAAUGGUUGGUGGUUUGCUCAUUGCACAGGGCAUGGAUGCGUGCUUAAAAGAAUAAAUAUAUAUAUUCAUAUAUUUCUAUACACGUAUAAAGCCAAUUUGUAU